Molecule: messenger RNA, 1321 nt
Organism: Cataglyphis hispanica
Lineage: Eukaryota; Metazoa; Arthropoda; Insecta; Hymenoptera; Formicidae
Product: enoyl-CoA delta isomerase 2-like
Exons: 6
Coding region: 397-1173 (258 amino acids)
Source: RefSeq, a predicted model, not a curated record
AUUUCCGUCAAACGAAUAGUUAUUUUUCAGUUCUUUUGAUACUUCCAUUUCUUUUUUUCUGUACUUAGAUAUCGAUAAUUUUGUGUUAGCAUAUAUAAAUAUGUAUAUGCUGUUUCACGACUAAUAAUUCAUGGUCUAUGUCUUCCACUUUUCAGUCCAUUCAAAGUAAUCUUUGCAGUUUGGAGUGAUCUUUUUAUACCGACUAAUAACGGUCUAUAAGAUAUCAAACGACGUAUUAUAUUUUUUAUUCUUUUUCGUUAUAUUAUUUUCUAUUCUUAUUCAUCUUAUUCAUUAUAUUUAUAUUCUUAUACAUUUUUAACAAAAGAAAAGUGAUCGAAUAUAAAUAAGAGGUUAUAGAUUUUUGAUAAACAGUGCAAUCAAGUUCUUUUGUUACUUAUGGCGCAUACAGAUUCCUUUAUCUUGAGCACUUUGAAUAAUGGAAUACAAAAAGUGGUGCUCAAUAAACCUGCCAGGAAGAAUGCACUUUCGAUUCCGAUGUAUAAGGAAUUAACGAUACUUUUGAACAAAUCCGCCAAAGACGAUGAAGUAUUAAUAUUUGCGUUGACAGCAAACGGAGAUUUCUUUAGCAGUGGCAAUGACAUAGGCGCUGUUAUGGAAAUGGAAUUGACUCCCACUACUAUGGAAAAUGCAAAUUUGACAUUGAAAGACUUUAUUGAUGCAAUAAUUAUGUAUCCAAAACUUUUGAUAGCUGUUGUAAAUGGACCAGCGAUAGGAAUAGCAUCUACAAUAUUAGGGAUCUUUGAUAUAGUAUAUGCUUCAGACAAGGCAUAUUUUCAAACACCAUUUAGUUCUUUGGGUCUUGUUGCUGAAGGAUGUUCUACAUAUACAUUCCCCAGAUUAUUGGGACUUUCCAAAGCUGGAGAUAUGUUGUAUCUAGGCUAUAAAAUGAAUGCUCAAGAAGCUAUGAAAUAUGGAUUAGUUAGCAAAGUAUAUAAUCAUGACUCUCUUGAAGAAGUGUGGGAUUAUUUGAACAACAUAUCUAAACUUUCUUCAGAGUCAAUAUUGGCAACAAAGCAAUUGGUGAGUAAAUGGAAUAGGGAGAUAUUAUUAAAAGUUAAUGCAGAAGAAAUAAAAGAAUUGAAAAAACGAUUUGAGUCUCCUGAUGUAAUUGAAAGAUUUAUAAAUUUCUUAUCACGAAAAAAUAAACUUUAAAAUAACAAUUAAAAUUAGAUAAUAUAAUAAUUAUAAUUUUUCACUUAUAAUAUAAUAUUAAUUAUAAUUAAUAUUAAUAUUAAUUAUAAUUUUUCAAUUUCUUAUUUAGUACGAUUUAAUAAUAAAAACAUAAUUUUUUAAUCUUUAA